CCUCCUGGGUUGGAAUCUGUGUCUUUUCCAGUGGUUUCCAGUGACAGUGACAGCGACUCCGAUAUCAGCUCCUCCAGCCCGGAGGACAGACUCCCACCCGCCGGGGUCAGAGACCCAAAAGUCGACAAACCCUUGGGGGAAUCAGGUGGCAGCACGCAGACCCCCAGCACAGGGCUGACCUCCCUGCCCGGCCACCUGUCCGGGAGUCAGAGCAGCCUGGCCAGCGAGACGGGGGCAGGCACCACGGACCCCCAGGGAGGCCCCUCACCCCAGGCCCCCCCAAAGUGCCCCAGUGAGUGCCAAGCCGCUCCUCGUGGCCGUCCAUCUCCUCUUCCACUCCCCACUCUCCCACCUGCCCCUCGGCCUCUCCCCCUCAGUCUCUACAGCUGUCAUGUGGCAGGUGACAGUUCCAGUUCUUCAUGUCCACGGAGAGCUGUGUUGGGCAUGGGGGAAACAGCAGAGCCAGGCAGUGCUGGGCCCCGAGUGUGGCUCCCCCUGCCCGGGGAGCCAGCCCCCAGCCUUCCCGGGCAGCCCCCCGAGUUAGUGGCCUCAGGCCUGGGGUCCGUUCCGGCAAAAGACACACCCGAGCGAGUCCCCACUGCUGACGUGGGCUCCACGGUCCCCUCAGCCUGCCCCGGGCGGAGGCACGUUGGGUGCGCGGCGCCUUCUUUCCUGCGGGAGAUUCUGGGCGAGCGAGACUGA
Messenger RNA from Choloepus didactylus (southern two-toed sloth), 702 nucleotides. RefSeq names its product translation initiation factor IF-2-like. The record is from RefSeq and is a predicted model, not a curated record. The annotation marks the transcript as partial. Lineage: Eukaryota; Metazoa; Chordata; Mammalia; Pilosa; Megalonychidae. The transcript has 4 exons.